GAGAAAUACUUAUGUUUGCAUCUAUCCGCUCGCCGUUACCUACCUACCUUUUUUAUCUGUGCUACUACAUUCUUUUUUUUGUAAACUUUUCUUGAUACAGCCUCCAUUUCUAUUCAUUUCUUCUCCUUUCUAAAUACUAAAUCCAGGCCCGUGUUACCCAAUUCAUCAUGCGCGCCAAAGAAGACCUCGAGCAGGGCUUGUACGAGGUAAUCCCGGUACCACAAGCUGUACCAAAGGAUAAGGACGUCGACAUUAUCGUUGUCCCUGGGCUUGGAACAGAUCCUAAGGCAUGCUGGGGUGCGCCAGACCCGAAAGAACCCUUCAACUGGAUCACUAGUGCAGAUGGCCUCACUACACAGUUCGAGACAGCCCGGAUCUUUCGCUAUGCCUAUGCCUCAGCGUGGAGGGGUCCGUACAAGAUCAAGAAAGACUUUGAUGAGAGUAUUGUCAACGGGCUGUGCGUUGCGCUUAAAGAAGAACGAGAGAAGCUCUGCUCAAAAUCGAGACCUAUAAUAUUCAUCGGUCACAGCAUGGGAGGACUGGUGGUCGCGCAGGCCCUGAACGCAAUGCACAAGCGUCAGAACAUCUACGGAGACAUCCUUCCCUGCGUAACAGGAUGUAUGUUCUUUGGUGUACCGUUCGAUGGAACCAACUUCACUGCUUUACCUCAACUGUGGAAAAAGAUUGAAGACUUUCGCACAGGGGCAGGCAAGUAUGACUCCCUACUCAGUAUUCUGGAACCAGGAUUCCGCAAUAACUACCUCCGCAGCCUCUGCAGCGACUUCAAGGAUCUGGCUCGCAUGAUCAACCCUGGCAUCCAGCUGUUUUGUUUUUACGAAGAACUCGACAUCGACGUCAAAAAGAUUCUGACCGAUCUUGGUCUUGCUGCUCUGGUUUCUUUGGCAAAACUCCCAGUAGAGAGCCUGUUGAAGAAGUAUUUUUCACAAGAGAAUGGGGCAACAAUGAGGCUUGUUGACCAAGCUUCUGCCACUUGUGUGGCGACUCGAGACAGCAUUGGGCUGCAGGUAGGCCACAGUGAUCUAGUAAAAUUCCGCAACGCAAACGAUCCAAGAUAUGCACAGCUGGUGCUUCCCAGAUUGAGAGAGCUUGUCGACAACUCGAGAACACACGCCAGAAAAAGGCUGAUCGCGAGCGGCCUGACCAGCAUGUCAGCCGGGGCCGUCGACGCCCUGAGAACCCUUCUCAGCUCCUAUGUCAACAACAAACAUAGAAACGCCCUGGCAAAGUUGGGGAAAAACAAGUCAUGGAUGCUGAAAGAGAGAUCCUAUCAGGAGUGGGAAAAUCUUUCGGCAAGGGGAGUCUCGUGCUUUUGGCUGACCGGCCCGGGCGGCAUUGACAAGACGUCGAUUUCCCUGUCCGCUGUUGCCAACAUAGAAGAAACCAACCUAAAACAGGUCUCCAAGUCGAAACAUGUACCUCUCCUUGCUUUCUUCUUAUGCGACACGACGCCUCUUGGCUCAUCGCCAUUGGAGCUACUCAAAGCUCUGCUCGUCCAACUAAUAAACCAGAACCCCCUCGUAGCCGAUUAUGCAAAGCAUUUGCUGGCACAGGGUCAAUACCUAAAAGAUGAUUCCUUUUCUCGGCAGGACAGCAGCAAAACCUCAAAGAUGGACAUAAGAGCCACCAUAAGCUUGCAGAAUCUUUGGAAUUGCCUUGGCAAGGUCCUCGAGAACGAGUCCUUUGGCGACAUUUACAUCAUCGUUGACAGCAUCCACCUCCUCGCUCGCGACCAGCAGUCUGAGCUGCUGAUCAACUACAUCUACGACUAUGUCGCAAGGUCACCUGAGCCAGGCUCGGCCUCAUGCCAAGGCAAAGCUCGUCGCUGGCUGUUUACCAGUGCGCAACGAGGAGGCCGCAACCGCUUCGAGCAGCUUAUGAGGGCGUGUCAUGUCGUUGACUUGACCUCGAAUGAGUAUAAAGACAAGAUCAAGAACUCCCUCGAGGAAUACUCCAAGGAUCUGGUGGAAAAGUUACAUCAGGAAAAAAAAUACAAGCGGGACCAGUUAUAUAUGAUCCAUGACCGGAUGAAGAUGAAUGGGGACGACAAGCGCUGGAUUGCUAUACAGUACAUUCGUUUGAGGGCCUUGCCUCCUCAAAGCAGUAGUGAAACAAUCACCAAGAUUCUGAGUCCGACCAAUGCUUCUGAUUUAACAAGCCUAGUGCGGUACUGCUGGCAAGCUAUUAUUCAGAGAGACCCAGAUGAUGAGCACAACUUGAAGACUCUCUUGAAGGCCUUGGCCCUCGCCUUUAGACCCCUCAGCAUUUCAGAGCUGUCUAUCUUGUCUGACAUAAUAGAUGAGGACAAGGUGAAACGGCUCAUCCAGAAAUGCGAACCAAUGCUUCAGCUAGUCUCAGAAGACCAAAAUGUUCCAAGGGUCGAAUUCAGCGACACCACUCUCAAGGUCGGCUUUCUCUGGGAGUCGGCAGAGCUUGUGAGACACUCGCCUGAAGGGGUGCUGGAUGAUACGCAAGGCCAAGCGCAACUUCACAGUGAAGAAGAACAAUAUUCAAUUCUUGAGGACUUCCAUGGCGUGCUCGCAAUGCGGUGCUUUUCCUUUAUGGAGCGCUGCGGCGUCAAGUCUACGGGCACGGACAUGUUGGCUGGUAGGGAAUCGCCUGACACUACACUUCAGGAUGCAGAAAAUUCAUCAGAUCGCACCUACUUUGGAGAGUUCUGGAUUUUGCAUGCAAUCCGAGGGAAGCCCGAGCUAGCCAAGUAUAUAGCGAAGGAUCUGCAGCUCUUUUGGGCCAGUAAUUCUUCCCUGAGGGCGGCCUGGUUGAAGGAUUACCUGCCAUUAAAACCAUCAGUCAGUGACGGCAGUUCACACGAGGGAAUGACGGCGCUCCAUACUGCUGCCUUCUUUGGUUAUGACCUGCUAUUAGAGGAGCUUAUUCGGUCUGGACAUAAAGAAGAAAUAGGAAUCUUCAACAAGGAUGGCCAUACACCACUUCACAUUGCUUCCAAGUACAACAAUGUCAAGGCUGUUCAGGUUCUUCUAAGCUAUACUAAAGAAGACGCCAUAGACAUGGCUCAUGGCGACAACGGUACGGCACUACACGCUGCUGCAAUCCAAGGACACAUCGAGACCUUGAAGCUGCUACUCGACAACGAUGCAGACCCGAAUGCUUUUUGUAAAAGGUUCGGCCCCGUCGUUAAUGCCGCGAUCCUAUCCGGAAACAACGAUGCGGUGACGCUUCUGCUCAGCAAUGAGCGCCACAACCUCGAAGCCCACAAGGGAAAGGCAUUGCCGCCGCUUGCCCUCUCUGCCGCCAUGUCCAAGCGUGAAGUCUUUAAAGAGAUUCUGACCAGAAACGAGGGCAAAUGGACGGCUGAAGACUACCACAGUGCACUGUUUCAAUCCUGCUUCAUCCAGAGACCUGAGAGCAUCGAGAUCCUCAGGGAUAUAGCACCGAAACACGUGCUGGAUGACGACGUUCUGCACGAGGCCAUGUUUAAAGCCGCCGUCUGGGACAACUGGGACUGCGUAUCCAUUGUCUUCAAUAUCAAGCCGAAAGUAGCUAGCUGCGAAAUCUUCUAUCUUGCUGCCGUGACCAAGCACGGGGGCAAGAUGGCCGACGACGUGUUGCACAAUAUCUGGGCUGAAGGCGGACCUCGCAUCGUCCCGCGGGAAGUCAUCAACGCAGCCUUGUACCAGGCCACUGACAACCAGAAGGCCGGCACGGUAGAAUGGCUUUUGAACUUUUGUCAUGCCGACCCAAAUGCGACAGAUCAGAGGCCGACUGUGCUCCACCCUGCCUGUUUUACGCAUGCCCCUGAACAGCUUUUUGGGGAUGCCCUCACGGCCGCCGCGUGGGAUGGAUCGUAUGAUAUCGUCAAGAUGCUCCUCCAAAGAAACGCAACGGUGGACAGCUCAAGAGGAUGCGCGCUGCAGAUGGCGGCCCAAGAGGGGCACGCCGAGGUGGUCCGGCUCCUCCUCCUUCAUGGUGCAAAGACGAACAGGGUCAUUGGAGGCCCGGGCGCCGAGCCAGAUUAUCAUGGACCGGAGUUUCCGGAGGCUACCGCCCUGCAAGCGGCCUGCCGGUAUGAUCGAGUUCAGGUCGUCGAAGUCCUCCUGCUCCACACAAAGGAGCCAGCAGACCCGAACCUCGGUGGAGGCAUAUAUGAGAGACCAAUCUUUGCGGCUACCCGAAGAACCUUGCCAAAAGUCCUGAAACUCCUUCUUGCUGCUCCCACGAUCGACGUAAAUGUCGUCGGCGGCAGGGAUUUGUCCACCCCACUGAUCAACGCCGCCUCCUUCAUGUCGGUCGAAGACGUCGAAGCACUGAUUAAGGCCGGAGCCAACGUCAACCAGGUUGACGGAAAUGGCGACACGGCUGUCAUCCACGCAGCGCGUAGAGGCGAUGUCAAUACCCUGAAGCUCCUGAUCGCCCACGACGCUAGUAUCCUACACGAGAGUCGCCCAGAACAUAAAUUCGCCUUCCAGAUUGCGGCAGAACAUGGCCAUAUCGAGUGCAUACAGGUGCUGGCCGAGAAAAUCUCGGCGGUUUGCCGCGCCUUGAACACAGUCGCCGUGGGCAACUCGUCGAUGCGUAAUCUUCUGGCCUUGCCAGAAGGUGACGACUACCGUUUUGCCGACAUCGAAGAGAUCAAUCACCUAAAGACGCACGCUCAAGAUCUCCAGCGUGAGCUGGACAAGCUUGAAUACUUCAAAGACGAAGAGGAAAAUAUAAGAAAAGGGUUGGCAGAAGCAGAAGAUGUGGCUAAACGCUGCAUCCAAGAAAGGCUUGAAGCGGUGCGCGCGAGGGAUGAAGACAAGUCAAUAUAUGACCAAAGGACCGAGGAAUACGAAAGACGUACCAGAGAGUACGAGCUUGGCUUGCAUGGCUAUAAAGCCCUUGAAGAAGAAAACGAAGAGCUGAAAGCUGUCAUCGCUGCUCGUGAGACAGAGGUCAAAACCAUGGACGAGGCCCACAGCGCCGAGAAGCGAAAGUCAGAGGAUGAGAAAAGAAACGCCGAGGCUGCACAGGAACGCCAGGAGAAAUUGUUGAAGGCCGAGAUCUCGAAUUUGAAGGCAAAGCUAGAGGCUCUUGAGAGACCGGCCGAGUCCCCGAGUCAAGGGGUUCCAGUGCCUGUCGACCAGCCCCGGCCCUCUAUCAGCUCCCACUCAGCUAGUCACUCUGACGGUGACAGCCAAAGCAAACAGGGGAGCCGCGAGAAGAUGAUAAGUUUGGCGCAAAUGACUUCGGAACGUUUGGGCUCGGGAUGGAAGAAGGUUAACAAGAAUUUCAAUAAGGGGGACACUAAGGAGGGAAACUGAUUCUAGUGUUUGGUUUUAUCAAGCGUUGUAUAUCUUAUAUUCUGUUUUUUAUGGCAUUUCCCUACCCGGUUACUAUACCAAACUCCCAUCGAAGACACUUUACGGGCUUAUUAUUUCUCAAUCAAUUUCGCAAUCAGACGCUGGACGACGG
Molecule: messenger RNA, 5451 nt
Organism: Pyricularia grisea
Lineage: Eukaryota; Fungi; Ascomycota; Sordariomycetes; Magnaporthales; Pyriculariaceae
Exons: 7
Coding region: 168-5300 (1710 amino acids)
Molecular function (GO): protein binding
Source: RefSeq, a predicted model, not a curated record